CACGUUGGCCCGAAGGUUGCAGCAACCCGAUGAUAGGUGGCAACUUCGCAUGAAGUUCCUCCAGCAGGCCCAGAGCUACGUCGGUACACCGUAUGCCAAGAAAUACCAUCAGCCUGGAAGUCCUGAAUACGAGUCUCCCCUUUUCCUGGAUUGUUGUGGGUUCGUCCGGAAAGCAGUGCGAGACUUGGCAGACGAUUUUGGCUUCUACAUGGGCUCGGGCAACCAAGCCUAUCAGUAUGACACCCUUCCUGUGACCCUGCCCAGUGAGGAUCAUUUGCAGCCCGGCGAUCUCAUCUUCAUCUCGGGAGUUUACUUCGAUCCACAACGUAAGAGGCAACCCCACGACAUCGUCCACGUGGAAAUCUGGCUGGGGGAAGGAGAACGCAGUCUGGGGGCCAGGAGGAAGCGCGGCCGAGCCCAGGUCUUCGAAUCCUACAGGUUCGUCUCCAGCUCCUAUGGAGACAUGAAAUACCACUUCAAGUCCAUUGAGACGUGGCUGCAGGGCGUCUGUGUCAGCCAUUGUCCAGAACACAAAUGGGCUUCAGCAAGGGAUGAGGUGAAGAAAAAAUCCAUUUUCUACCCACCGAGUGAGCAAGAUGAACCCGCAGAAGAGGACGCCGGACCUUCCCAAAGCCAGCCUCCCUCACCACCCGCGAAUGAAGGCAUCCCGGUCAGGACGGCAUCCAUUGCAGGAUCUCUCGGCACCUGUGGACCAAGUGGUAGCGAGCAGGUGGGAGCCCUGGAUCUUCAGGUGUGCUCGGAGCUCCCUAACAUAACCCCGGAGAAAACGAAUGAAGGCGUAGAGUCCGGCCAAAGUCGGGAGGAAGCCCCAGGCUCCCAGGAAGCAGGCGGUGAGGCUGUGGCAGGAGGAGAACUGGCCUGGAGAGAAGGGGUCAGCGACUUGGCCCAGACUUCCAGUUGCAAGGUAAACUCCAGCGGGGUCUUAACGGGCCACGUCGGAAAAUGGAAAAAGAACCCGAAGUCCAAAACUCGAGACGUUCUGUGCCCUGAUGGACCUCCUCCACCUCCACCACUAGCCUCAGAUCACAAGGCCGUAGAAAACAGGAGACAGAAAUACAGAGCUCUUUUUCCAAGCCAGGCCCUGAAGCAGUGGAAGUCAUACAAGCAAAGCGGGGUUCCCAGAGUCGCCGAAGGGAGGUUCACAUAUGAAUUCAGAUCAAAGAAGCCCAGAGCCUUCCUGAACGCAGCGCUCCGAAUGAGUCACCUGGAAGAGAGAAGAAAUGAAGAAGGCCCAGGAUCGGGGCCGUUCUUUUACAUCGGCGGGGCGAAUGGGGUUGAUAUCCUGAGUAAUUACUGCAAAAGUAAAGGGUGGCAAAGGAUUCAUGACAAUCGAAGGGAAGACUACGUCUUGAAAUGGUGCGAGACCAAGUUUCGGGACACCUAUUGCAACUUCCGAGAAGGAGAGCAGCUUCUCUACCAGAUCCCAAACAACAAGAUCCUCACCACAAAGAUCAGCCUGUUGAUGAACCUCCGGGAAUAUGAACGGGUGAUGAAGAAGGUCGGCCAGACAGCCAAAUUGUUAAAAAUGGAAGAUUUUUUCCCAGAGACUUUUCGCCUGGACACCAAAGACGAGAGAGAAAUCUUCUUUGAAAUAUAUAAAGAGCCUCACAUUUGGAUCUGCAAGCCCACCAGCUCCAACCAAGGCCGAGGCAUCUUCCUCCUGAAAAGCCAAGCCGAGGUCCGAACCUUGCAAGCCAAACUCCAAAGCAUGGAGGACGAGCCAACGUAUAGGAAGCUCCCUUACAAACUGCCUCAGGCACGAAUCGUCCAAAGGUACAUCGACCGUCCGCUGCUGCUGGAGGGGAAAAAAUUUGACGUCCGCUCUUACCUGUUGAUUGCCUGCACCGUGCCGUACAUGGUCUUUUUCGGCCACGGUUACGUCCGCCUCACCUGCCUCAACUACGACCCCAAAUCCAAUGAUCUCACUUCUCACCUGACCAACCAGUACGUGCAAAAGAAGAGCCCCAUCUACUCCCACGUCAAGGAGGAGACGGUAUGGCUGAUGGAGCGCUUCAACAACUACGUCAACGAGAAGUUCAGACAAGCCAAGGGGCUCCCCAGAGAUUGGGUCUUCAACAGCUUUACCAAGAGAAUGAAAGAAAUCAUGUUACAGUGUUUUCUCUCCGUCAAAUCCAAGCUGGAGUGCAAACUGGGUUUCUUUGAUCUCAUCGGCUGCGACUUCCUAAUCGAUGAAGAUUUUAAGGUGUGGCUCUUGGAAAUGAACGCCAACCCUGCAUUGCACAGCAACUGCACGGCGUUGAGGACCGUGAUUCCCAUGGUGGUGAACGAGACGCUGGAUCUGACCCUCGAGAUCUUCACCAAGGCUCAGAAAAACCAGAGCAUCCUCCCUCUGGAGUCCCUCUGCCAUUUUGGCCUCCUCUACAACGGGACGGCGUCCAACAACGGGCUCCCCCAGCCGGCCAAAAGCAAGACGUCCCUCUGUUCUCUCAAGAUCCCCCGGGCCAGCCUGGAGAAAGCCGCCAGGAGCAGCAGCCCCAUGCUGCCCAGCCCUCUGCUGGACAAACCCAAAAUCCCCGAGAAGCUGCCGAAGGCGGACAGCAAGGGAGACAGCAGGGGGGAGCCCUCUGGCGCUCCUGAAGGGCUGGCUGUGCCCCCCAGCAAAGGCGCCCGGCGAGAUCCCCUCCCCAUGCCUCAGAUCCAGAUUUCCAUCGUCCCCAGCCUGACCUGCUGCCCUUCCGUCAAAGCCAUCCUCCGGGGACAUCAAGUCUGCACCAGCGGCAACCAGUACAUCAUCAAGCCCGUUCCGGCCGCCCCGGAUAAAGCCGAGGGCGCCGAGGAGCAGGGCAAGGCCCUCAACCUCUCCCGCGGGAAAUCCAAAGACAAGUCCUACACCACCUGGUUCCAGCAAACCUUUGGGGCCAAGCUGCCUCCGGCCAGCGGCCCCAGCGAUGGCGAGAACCCUUUGACCAGCUCCCAGAUGCUCUCUCUCCAUCUUCAGUCCAACUUGCCGCCCAAUGGCCUGCUCCUCCCAGACUUCCCCAAGUCCUUCUCCCCACUCGUGGUGAGCGUCAAGAGGCCGGCCGCGGCCGAGAGCAAGACCAGGGUCCUAGCCAGCAGCCACAGUUGCCGGGAAUCGCUCGCGGAGGAGAAAAAAACCUCCCACCGGGGCUCUUGAAACGCCGGACGCUGGUGUGUUUCCCCAAAGUCCUCGUUCUCUUUUUCUUAUAAAGAACAAAAUCGGGAAGAAAAAGAAGACCAGAGAAAUACCUUUCUUUCUGAUGCGUUCCAGCAUUUAUCUUGGCAAGGGCUGGUGGGUGGGCACGGUGUCUUUUAUUUUUAUUUAUUUUAUUUUUUUAAAUCUCUCCGGGCCUUUUAAAACAUUUCUCAGAAAAACCACAGGGAGAAAUACUGUAUUUGCUAAAAGCCAAUAGCUAUUUUUUUUUUUUAAUCUGUUGAGCCUCGGAGAGGUUUCUGGGUUCCGCUUUUCUACCCCUCCCCCCUUAGCCUUAUUGUUUUUUCCACACACCCCUCCCCCGCAAGACUUACGACCACACAAAUGGGCUCGAUUAACAAUUCCCAUCCUCCCAAGGUAGACCAAAAAUAAUGGGUGGCUUCAAAGAUUUGAUUGUGGACGAUGAUCUCUCCCAUCCAACUCUCCAGUUCUGGAUUUGAGACAUUCCAAAGAUACCAGAUUGAGGUCUUUUGGUAGGUGAUGAUGCAUUAUGGGGAAAUCACGUCACAUACCGAAGACCAUUAUGGAUGAAUAAUAUACAGCCCAUAAUAAUAAUAAUAAUAAUAGACUGUAUCCUAAACUGGAGUCAAAAUGCCCAGAAUCCAGUUUAUUUCAGUAGGCCUUUUUGCAAUGGCUACAACCAUCUGCUUCAUUAAGUGGGUUGAAAGACCAGCCUGUGGGAUGACCCACCAACAGAACAAACUCUGUCUUCUAAUUCUUGGCUGUUUUCUUCCUGUGCCACCUAGAAGUUGGCUUCUCUUUUUCUGCCUCAUUCUCAGCUCCCACACCACCACCAAAAAAGGUCUUGCAGGCCAGCUUCCAAAAGGCUACAGCCUGCCCUGCAGUGUUGGACAGAGGUUGGGCGCCCUUCUCAGUGCUUUAUCCAGGGUAUCAGUAUGCUCCCAGCAUGCUCCCUAUGUGCUAGGUACUAUUCCGGGAUGCCCAGGCAGACGUAAGUUGAGAGACUCACGGCAGUUCACACAACUCCUUCCCAAUCCUUGCAGGAUCAUGAUUCGUGGCACCGUCUUCCUGGCCUCUCCACCUUUUCCCACCCCUGUGUGGGAUCUGAUUUUGCAAAUCCAGCCACAGGUUCCAGUUUGCAAAGAGUUGCAUGAAGGCAACCAAGAUUCCCAACUCCCGCGUGGGAAAAUGAGCUUUUCCGUGAGAUUUCGCCUCCCACUAAAGAAUGUAUGUGGUUAUUCUAGCUCACAACAAUCACCUUUAGAAUUCUCUCUAUACAUCGUCCAUGAGUAUCUUUGGUGAGGGACGAAGUAAGCAGCUACCGUCAUCAAGAGGUUAAAAACCUUUAAACUGCCUUCCUCCUUCCUCCUUGUGAGUCCAUCUCUCCUAAAUUUUAUUACACCCAUGACAAUAUCCCAUUGGGAGCAGUGAUUUUAAUAAACACCCAAAACACCAAGGGACUCCUUGCAAUGCUAAAUCCUGAAGGAUUUGGGAUUGAUGCAAAUUAGGCUCCUUAUUCCUAGAAGGCCGCCCUUCUCCUGCAAAAGCUAAGACAUUCAGAAAAGGAACAAUUUGCCUCUACAAAUCUCCCUGUUUCUAGCUUCACCACCCCAAAGGAGAGCAAAGCAAGACUUCAGGAAUCAAAGUCUGUCUGGUUUUGUAAAGGAGGCACACACACACAAAAAAUCAAAGCUCCACAUUCCUUUUUAAAAAAAUCUUACUGUUUAUUUGACAAGGAGGCUCUUCCUUCGUCUCAAGGGUAGCUCUGCAAAGCUUCAGAAACUAGCAUUUCCUUUGGGGCAGGGCGACCACGUUUGAAAGCAAAAAAAAAAACAGGCCAACAUGGAAGGGGUGUGUGUGUGUGUGUGUGUGUGUGUGUGUGUGUGAAAACGCAACCCAUUUCAAGAAAUGUGUUGGAGCAAAACAAAAAAAAGCGUUUAGGAAAGCUGGUUGAUUCAUCUUUCAGGGACUUCCAAGCUGACUUGUUUAACUUUGUUAGAAAUAAAACUGGGACGUGAAAUAUUCGUGCUAUUGAAAAUUGCACAGGGAGAAGGUUUUGUGGGAAUAUAUUAUCUGGUAAAACGGUGAGACAAUCCAGGUUGGGGGAAAAAAAAAAAAGAAUAAAAUCCAGACACCAUUUUAAUUUAGCCUUCAACACAUCAGUUUCUUCUUGAGAUCUACCCUAUUCUGUGACUCCAACUCUGGCCUCAAGUCAGGAGAUCGAUAUUUUGUUUUGUUUAUUCACAUCCUAAAUUAGCAGAUCUACUCUGAAACAGAAACAUUCAAUGUUCUCGUCUCUGAAAACAAGGACAGGUAUGGGGCUCACUUGUGACUCGGGCGUAUAAUUUUCUCUACGGGGCCAAAAUGUCCACAGAGACCUUCUCCAACUUUACAACUGAUAAUGGAGUCAACCUGGAGCAAAGCUUCUUAAAAGCCAACCGUUCAUUUUCAUCCAUCACCUGAAUCUGGAGAAGAGAUUUAUGUCCCAGAGAGGUAAGCUGUGAUACUUGGCCGCCCGCGCUCAUUUGCCAACUAGCCUGAGCUUUCAGUGGACCACUGAUGCCCAAUGAGAAGUUCUCUCGCAGUACCUUCUCCCCACGUUUUUCCUCUGGGAACUGGCAGCUGAAGGUAUCUUCUUGGUCCAGUUGAGUUCUUAGCAGGUCUGGAGGAUAAAUGGCUUUGGAUUCUGUAAGACAGAAACCCAUCAAAAAUGCAUAGAAGGAGAUCGCUGGUGGGAUCUACCUUCUGAAUCCCAGUCAUGAAAAUGCAAGGAGCCACUGGAACACUCAGAGUCAACCUCAAGUUUGCCCAGGACUCCAUAGCUAAUCCAGGAUGUUGAAGCUUCAACUGUAGCAUCUUCAGCAGUUGCCAUUAUAACCACCUCGACCUUAAUGUCUUCCAAAGUUACUGGACUGCAAUUCGCACCAACAUCUGGACUGGGUAGCAUGCAACAUGUGGACAAACCAAAGCCCUUCAGAUGUGGCAGAGCUAAUUCUCUGAAAGGCCAGCCACCGUGUCUGAGGCUAGAAGUUGUGGAACGUCUACCGAAGGGAGGCCCUGCCUCUGUAAGCCAGUUGAGGGAAGAAACGAUGCAAAGCCAGUUAUGGAAGCUCACAACGGAGUAAAUAAGGCUGCAGAAUCUUGGAAACUGGAAAUAGCCUCAGAGAUCAACAUUAAGAACAGCCCCCUCUAGCCAUUUUCUGCUAACUCCUUCAACUUUUGCAGCCAAUUGCAACCAGUUGGAAAUGCAAAUGCCAAGAAGGGACUUUUUCAUCAUCAGAGAAAUAUCCACAUUCUACGCUGGCUCUCUUAAGUUUGCAUCCAGUACUUCUCGUCCUGCUCUCUGCUGCUUUGGAGAAUGAGAC
Molecule: messenger RNA, 6540 nt
Organism: Notechis scutatus (mainland tiger snake)
Lineage: Eukaryota; Metazoa; Chordata; Lepidosauria; Squamata; Elapidae
Source: RefSeq, a predicted model, not a curated record